This is a messenger RNA of Magnolia sinica, 1339 nucleotides long. RefSeq names its product nucleolin 1-like. The transcript is spliced from 2 exons. NCBI's taxonomy places the organism in Eukaryota, Viridiplantae, Streptophyta, Magnoliopsida, Magnoliales, Magnoliaceae. The coding region runs from base 898 to 1191 and encodes 97 amino acids. The record is from RefSeq and is a predicted model, not a curated record.
GUUGUGAAAUUAUUGUGAUUUUAACAGAAAUUAUUUAGAAGUAAUAUUAUAAUGAGAUUCUCAGCUAGAUUUUCCUGAUAAUAUUGGUUGGUGGUGGAAAUCCUACGAACUACCAACAUCUCGAUCACAAUGGUCCAUGCAUAUCGUUGCCACACACGCACACACACAUAUAUGGUGGUGGAUCUACAUGCAAAUACUAUCUACUCUUUCCUAUAAUUGCUCAAUUCAAAUAUAGAAUUAGAAACCCAAAAAAAAAAAGAAAAAAAGAUUUAUUAUGAAAAUCAGUGGCGGAGAAUUAAGGAUUUGGUUUGGCCACGCAAACACUAACUGAAAUGAGAAAAAAUGGUUGUUUUCAUCCACAAAUGAAGUUAUUAAGAAAGCUCAUCAUUUUUUUUUUCUUUGAUUGGGGUUGAAUCUUCUCUUUUGAUCUACUUCGACUAGUUGGAAAUUCAAUCGCCCAUUCUGCCAUUCUCACCAUCUAGAAAGGUGGCAUUCCUGUGACCGGAGAACCGCACCAGCGUCUCAUUUUAUCAAGUAUCUCAUUUCUUUGUAGUUGCAUUUCUUUUCAAUUGUUGGAAUGCCAAUUGCUAGCAUAAAUCGAGAUCCGUGGGUGUUCAUCAGGUGGGCCACACGAAGGAUGCGGUCCAACUAAAAAAUCAGGCUAGUUUACAUUUCAAGUAGGUUACACCGGCAUGAAAAAUGGACAGCUAAAAAUGAAUAAGAAUCUGACAUGUUUUAUUAUACACAUUGUAUAUAGGUUUUCCUGCAGGCAUUUGUUUUUAAAGUAAUAUAUUUAUCAUAUAUCAGUUUGGUAUUCACUUAAAUCGACAAAAUUUUGUCUUCAGCAAUUUUGUUAUUAUAUGCUCUCUUAUUGCAAUACAGGUUGCUGCAACUCCCAUGGCAAUUUCACUAGUGAAAUCAGCGAAGAAGGGAAAGAGGCAUCCAGAGGAGUCUAUUGAGAAACAAUCUGCUGCCAAAAAGUUAAAGAGAGAAGUAGAGGAAGCAGUCGAGAAGCAAAGGAGUGGCAAGAAGUCAAAAGCUUCUUUUAAGGUGGCACCAAAGAAGAAGCCCGAAACCAGCAGUUCCGAGGAUGUAUCUUCGUCUAAGUCAGAAAAAGAGGUUUGCUCGAUUGAAGCAGAUUGUGUUUUCCUUUAUGCCAAUAUAGAUGUUCCAUGCUUGGGGGCUUUUUGAUGAGGGAAAGAAAAUGUUCAGUAGUAUUUUCUCACUGUUGGGUUUGCCUUGCAAAUACAAUAACUUAGCAACAACUUGCGAUUUUGUGGUUUGUGGCACGAAAUAGACAUUGUAUUUGAUUGAAUGAAUGAAUUACUGACUAUGCACA